This is a messenger RNA of Sipha flava (yellow sugarcane aphid), 1087 nucleotides long. RefSeq lists its product as uncharacterized. The record is from RefSeq and is a predicted model, not a curated record. Lineage: Eukaryota; Metazoa; Arthropoda; Insecta; Hemiptera; Aphididae. The transcript is spliced from 6 exons. Bases 152 to 1087 code for a protein of 311 amino acids.
GUUUAUGUAUGUACUUUUAUAGUAAAUUGUAAUUUUUUCAAUCAUCAAUAAUUAUGGUCUAAACAAGUACACGCGUAAUUAUGUGCGUAAACGAUUCUUCAGAUCCACGCACCUGCAAUAAGCUAUAAAAUUUGGCUGGUUAAUAUAUUUCAUGAUGAGUAAUAAUUACAUUCGGUCUGUUAGCUGUGUAGAAGAAGAUGAUAGAUGUAUGAACAACGUAGAAAAAUCACAAUCGAUGAAACCGGAUGCAAUGAUUCCGAAUCAUAAUACAAUUAUGGCUCAGCUUGCAUUGCAAAUCGAGGUUCAGGGGGCGACUAUUAACCAAUUAUUAUCAAAAAUUAGCGAAAUGAAAACUAAUUUUCAAAUGGAACUUCAGUUGAAGGACAACGAGUUCUCAAAUUUGAGGAAAAAAUAUGAGCAGCUCCAAAAUAGAGUAACAGAAUAUGGAGAUAAUUCAUCGAAAAUUGUUCAACCAAAUUUUUAUCACCAUUAUCAAUAUACAUUGGACAAGUUUAUCAAAGAAAUUGAGUCACUGAAAAGAAAAAACAAAGAGUUGUUGAAUGAAAAAAAUUAUUUGGUAUCAAAAUUAGCAGAAAAGUGUGAACAAUGUCCAAUGGCAUCGUUUGACGAUGGAAACGAAAGCUACAAUAUUAUCAGCAAAUUAACUAAAUCGGAGAAGGCUGAAAACGUGGACACGAGAUGCUGUGAUAAGUUCUCCGAUUUGUAUGUAACAGAACUCAAUGAAAAUCUGGCUUUCGUUGGUGUUGUUGGUGGCGUUGUCCAAAAAGCCUCUGAUGUUAUCGAAGUCCAACAAACUCAGACAAUCGAAAAUCCAAUGAAAAUCUUCGAAGCUAGUAUCGAUAAAGUAUCAUUUACAAAGACUAUCUCAAGUGAUCUCGAAGUAGAAUCGAAUCACCUAGAUGCGACGAAGAAUGAUGUAAUUUUCACUGAAGAAAACUGCCGUAAAAUGAUCACCAAAUCCACCGGUCAUAGUGACAUAAAAAACAUCAUAAAACUGGACCAAAUCACAACGUUUAAGACUACUGUUAACGAUGAAAAUCGAGGGUCUACUGAAGAAAGAGGGUAA